AUACACAUAGGACUGUCGAUAGUUUCUUGAGUGCCCAGUCUUUGGUUAACGCAAUUAAUCGGCUUGUGAACGUAAAUGUUGUAAGAUUUGCAGGAAUGGAGGUGGGAAACCAGAAACCAAACAUUAAUGUGGAGGUCCAUGUUAAAUCUCACAGCACAGCUAAACUGUCUGACGUGAGGAUGCAUGUUCUGGCUCUGCUGAAUUGCCACCGUUUGAUUUUUGGAAACUACAAAUGGACAGAAUUUGAUGAAGACGUCUUAAAAAAGCAUGUGGAAUCUGUGGCUGUAGUUGAUGCAGAGAACGAGCCCAUUGAUUUUCAGAGCUGCUCUUUGUCCAUUCACAUCUUCACUCUGAAUGAGGAUGGACCUAGCACACUCAGUCUGGAAGACGAUGAGGAGCUUUCAGCAGCCAAUCACUGGUUGCUGCCAGCAGCUGAAUUCCAUGGGAUUUGGGAGAGCCUGGUGUAUGAGAGUGGAGUCAAAACCCAGCUCCUAGAUUACAUCACAACAACAAUGUACUUCUCGGACAAGAAUGUCAAUAGCAACCUGAUUUCAUGGAACCGUGUUGUGCUGCUUCACGGACCCCCAGGCACAGGAAAAACAUCACUGUGCAAAGCUCUUGCCCAGAAGCUGUCAAUCAGACUGUCGAGUCGGUAUUCUUAUGGACAGUUUGUCGAGAUAAACAGCCACAGCUUGUUCUCAAAGUGGUUCUCAGAGAGUGGCAAACUGGUCACAAAGAUGUUUCAGAAGAUCCAGCAACUGAUUGAUGACAAAGAUGCUAUUGUCUUCGUUCUAAUUGAUGAGGUGGAGAGUCUGACAGCAGCAAGGAAUGCCUGCCAGGCUGGAACGGAACCUUCUGAUGCCAUUAGAGUGGUCAAUUCUCUCCUCACUCAACUGGACCAGAUCAAACGACAUUCAAAUGUGGUGAUCCUGACAACAUCCAAUGUGACAGAAAAGAUUGAUUUGGCAUUUGUGGACAGAGCUGACAUCAAGCAGUACAUUGGACCCCCAUCUGAGGAGGGCAUCUACAACAUUUACCUGUCUUGUUUGGAGGAGCUGAUGAAGUGCCAGAUCAUUUACCCACGGCAGCAGCUGUUUACCAUGUUUGAGCUUGAGAUGAUGGGGUUUGCAGAGAGCGAGGUGUCUGAACACAGUCUGAUCCUGAGGGGUAUUGCUAGGAAAAGCCAUGGCUUGAGUGGAAGAGCACUCCGGAAGUUACCGUUUCUAGCACACGCACUGUUUGUGAAGACACCAACGGUGACUCUUGAGAGGUUUCUGGUGGCUAUGGACCAUGCAGUGAAUAAACAGAGGGCAGAAAAAGCUGACCUGGUCAACGGUGUCUGAACUUCUUACAGUGGCCAGUGGCUGAGAUGCGUUUGUUCAUGAACUCUCAGUCCCACAACUUGUUUGUUUGUUUGUUGUUCAGAAAAGUACAACCUUUGCAUCUUCUUAUAAAACUUAAUCUGUUCAUCUGGCAGUGCAUUAAAUAUGUUGGAAGUAACAUUGUAUAAAAAUGUUAUGUAUAAUCUAAAGUCUUCGUGUAAUGUUUUGGUGCUACUGUAUUAAAAGACCAAGUCUAUCUUUUGUAGAUGUAGUGGUUAUAACUGGCUGAAGAUUAACGGUUUACUGUACUUACUGUAGCAUUGUUUUGUGUUUAUAUGUUUUAAAAAGGGAUGUUUCUCUUGGACCUUAAGUUUUAAGCCUACAACAAAUUCUCCUUAAGCUCUGGAUUGUGCAUUCCAACUUUGUUUUCUAUAACAUUGCAAUAAACGAUACUCUGUG
Monopterus albus (swamp eel) is the source of this 1781-nucleotide messenger RNA. RefSeq names its product thyroid hormone receptor interactor 13 (gene trip13). Gene Ontology annotation, molecular function: ATP binding; ATP hydrolysis activity. The transcript is spliced from 14 exons. Gene Ontology annotation, cellular component: nucleus; chromosome. The record is from RefSeq and is a predicted model, not a curated record. NCBI's taxonomy places the organism in Eukaryota, Metazoa, Chordata, Actinopteri, Synbranchiformes, Synbranchidae. Gene Ontology annotation, biological process: meiotic recombination checkpoint signaling; reciprocal meiotic recombination. Bases 96 to 1343 code for a protein of 415 amino acids.